AUGUCUGCUACAAAAAAUUUGCUCGCAGGUGAUACUACGAUAAUUGUAUUGGGUGCUUCGGGUGACCUUGCAAAAAAGAAGACUUUUCCAGCUCUUUUUGGUCUUUAUCGUAACGGGUUUCUUUCGAAGGAUACUCAUGUUGUGGGCUAUGCGCGUACAAAGAUGGAUUUAUCUCAAUUCCGUCAACGAAUUUCUCAAUUCAUCAAAACCCCGCAUGAAGAAAUAAAAAGACAACUUGUUGAAUUCCUUGAACUAUGCACGUAUGUUUCCGGUUCUUAUGAUGAAGAUGAGGGAUAUCAGCGGUUGAAUAAAAUUAUUGAGGAAUUUGAAAAAGAUACAUCUGGCGAUAAAAAUCGCGUAUUCUACAUGGCAUUGCCUCCAAGUGUCUUUGUGUCAGUAGCCAAGGGCCUUAAAAAGAAUGUCUAUUCAACAAAAGGUGUUAAUCGACUAAUCGUAGAAAAACCUUUUGGUAUGGAUUUGGACAGCUCCCGUGAAUUGGGAAAAGCACUGGCUCCAUUAUGGACGGAAGAAGAAACUUAUCGCAUUGAUCAUUACCUCGGAAAAGAAAUGGUCAAGAAUCUGUUAAUUAUUCGUUUUGCAAAUGUUUUCUUUGGCUCUAUUUGGAACCGACAUUCUAUCGCCAACAUUCAAAUAACCUUCAAAGAAACUAUCGGAACUGAAGGCCGAGGUGGCUAUUUCGAUGAAUUUGGUAUCAUUCGGGAUGUUAUGCAAAAUCAUUUACUGCAAAUUUUGAGCAUCGUUGCUAUGGAAAGGCCUGUUACCUUGAAUGCCGAAGAUGUUCGUAACGAAAAGGUUCGAGUUCUUCGUUGUAUCUCACCGGUAAAAUUGGAUGACACUUUACUUGGUCAAUAUGUCAAAUCAGAAGAUGGAUCUAAACCUGGCUAUCUAGAGGAUGAAACUGUUCCGAAGGGUAGCAAUUGUCCUACCUUUGCUGCCGCUACUCUUUGGAUUAAAAAUGAACGUUGGGAAGGUGUUCCUUUCAUUCUAAGGUGCGGUAAAGCAUUAAACGAAGCAAAAACUGAAAUACGCAUACAAUUUCAGGAUGUACCUGGGAAUAUAUUCAACAAUACGGCACCGUAUGAGUCUUUAAUUUUGGAUGUUCUAAAAAGUGAUCACUCAAAUUUCGUAAGAGACGAUGAAUUGGAUGCCGCAUGGAAUAUUUUCACGCCAAUUUUACACAAGAUUGAUCAAGCUAAGAUUAAACCACAAGCUUACGCGUACGGAUCACGUGGACCAAGUGGUGUGGAUGAUUUUGUUGCCAGAUUUGGUUACAAAAGACCCGCGCAGGAGUAUCACUGGCCGGAACGUAAAUAA
Molecule: messenger RNA, 1335 nt
Organism: Ambispora gerdemannii
Lineage: Eukaryota; Fungi; Glomeromycota; Glomeromycetes; Archaeosporales; Ambisporaceae
Source: the annotation of a GenBank genome assembly